Molecule: messenger RNA, 2551 nt
Organism: Pelobates cultripes (western spadefoot toad)
Lineage: Eukaryota; Metazoa; Chordata; Amphibia; Anura; Pelobatidae
Source: the annotation of a GenBank genome assembly
UUUAUAGCUCCACUUGUCUCAAGUGCACCAAUCUUAAUGAUAAGACAUGUGAGGGAGUGAGCGAGACUUGCAAAGAUAAUUCCAAAUGCUUUGUGAAAUCCGAUCGCUCAGAUUUCCGUAAGUACAAAAUAUAUGUUAAAUUUCAAAGCUUUAUAAAGUAUGAAGAAUAAGACAAAUAUACUUUUUAACUGCUUAAAAUACAUGAUGAUAAGAUGUAUCAGCCAAUACUAACCUGUGUAAGGACACAAGAAAUUAGCUGGACCUGUCCAUGUGCUUUUGAACACUCAGAAGCUACAACUAUCGGCGCUUGGAUUCUCCAGCAUUGCAGGAUUUACUUUCUUACUAAAAUGUUGUACAGAGUCCAAGCACCAUAACUGCUUUAGAACACUAAAGUGGUUGUGACGAAGUGCCCUUCGCCACUUGUGCUUGGAGAGGACCAAUGGCUCGCCUUUUGCCUUGUGACUAUGGCCCCUGUGUUAGACCCUGGUUCAGGACUAGGGAAAAACUGUUGUUUGUGCGUUUUUCCUGCAAUGGUUCAGUGAAUAGGGCUUGCCAAAUGGAUUAUGCUAAUGGUGUUCAUUUACCGAACAAACUGACGAAUGGCCAGACCACCCACAAGUGGCGUGUGCUGCUCGUUGACCUCCCAGGAGAUGUGGUUAACCGCAGCUUAAUUGGGGAACGGCUGGGUGGUCGGCGUUCGUAUGAACGAACACGUGGCGGCGGCCAUUUUGUUUAGUAGAAUGCGCUCAGCGGUGGUUUGUCUUCGAAAGCCUGGAACUAUUUUCGGCUACUAUUUCCACAAACACUACUGAGACUUCUACCUUCCGUGCGUUCGGCUAAAUCCAGAAGAACAGAGCGCUAUUCUAAGGGGAGAAACUAACGAACAAGACACUUACACUGAGGUAAUGCACGAACUGAGCCGUUCAUGCAAUUUGUAUCUACUCUAAAGGAGAAGAUAGACCAGUCGCACAGCCCAAAUCUAUGGAACUGCUUUGAGGCAGGAUAACCAUGCGGCGGUCGGUCAAAUGUGACUUCCAGCUAUCUCCCGAACCACUGAACCGAUUCACAUGAUUUUUGGAUAUGUUUGUUCCCUGAUUAUGCUGGUUCAGAAAAUGGAAUUGCAUUUAUAGUUAUGAAGUUAUAAAAGUUAUGUAAAAAGUAUAUUUUUCGCUUGGAGAUAAUUGAGUUGAUACUGCAAUUAACUGAAUUAUCUCCCAAGCAGAGGGGAGGAAUUUACUGUAAUGAAUGGGAGUGUUUAACUGUGUAACUGUAAAUGAUUGGUUGUUGAGUUUGUGUUUGCAGUGCCCAACAAGGUCCAUAUGAGUGGUAACCUUGGGGGAAAACUUGUAUAUAAUAAGGCCUCCAUGCAUUCUGUUCCUGCUUAACCCUCAAUCUAGAGUCUUGUCUCUUAUUGGGGGAAUUGCUAUAUCACUACAAGGGAUUGCUAUGCUCUUCAUACUCCCUUGGAUAAUCACUACUAAGCUCUUUUAAGAGUUUGUUCCUGCUUCGCUCUCUUGGAGGAGAGGUUCACCCACUGGAACCUGGAGCCUUGUCGUAGGUCCAGGGUGGGUAGGAGAUGGUGAGACCCCAACCAAGCUGUGGCGGUUUGUAUGGCCUGCAGUGGUUAUGGUGUCUGGUGGAGUGCUUGGAGCCCUCAGGAAGCACUAGGAGCAUCCAUCAAUGGAGGUACCCAGUCAGGGUGCCAGGUGGUCCGUUACAGUGGUCAUGGUUCUAGGAAUAAUCUUUUAAGAAUUGAGAUAAACCAGAGAUGUUUUUUAGGGGAGCAUGACAAGAUUCAGUCUUUAUUGUGAAUUAAUGUGGGGAAGAAGGAGAAAGCCAAAUGAAAAACUAAGCAAGAUUGCUCGGACAAUUUACUAAGAGAGAUCUCAGGAAUUGCAGGGGAUUUUUCAUACUAAGUUUGGAUUCUGUAAUGGGGUUUUGGUUAGAUAGAGGCAGUAUGACCGUCAAGGAUACGUUGGUAAGUGUGUUAUCCUCAUACAUAUGAUAUGAAAUUUCAAACAAUUAAUUUGUUUGCUAAGAGCAAAUGUGUAGAUGGAAAAGUGCAAUCUAUUAUGAGACCUUGAGUUUAAGGUACCCCCAACAGAGAGAGGUAAUGGGUGAAGCAUCUAAGAAAAAUCCAAAAAAUUAUCUGAGAGAUAAAAUUUGUCCCAGGAAAUUGCUGCUUUACAUGCUGGAACAAUAUCAACAGAAUCUCUAGAAAUUAUUUUAUUUGUGAUUUUGUUUAUGUAACAAAUCCAAUAUACAAAUGUAUUAAGCGUUCGUGAAAAUUAUAAUCGAGUUUUCUCUUGCAAUUUUUGCUGUGAAUAAUUUUUAUUUUUUUUCUGAAAUAAAUAUGAGCAUUAACUACAAAUAUCCUGAUUUAUUCCGGCAGCUGGUGAACAUUCCAGUGCCAUUGUCAAGGGAUGUGUUGAUGACACCAUAAUCUGUGGCUAUGCGGGUUCUCUCGAUAUUGGCGGCACUAAUCCUGCUACAAUUACAACAAGUAUUAAAUGCUGUGAUGGGGACGACUGCAACUCUUUUGGUUAUGACA